AGGCAUUGCAAGUGGAGCUUACAUGGCCGUCCAUACAAACACUGAACAAACGAGCAUGUGACUGAGAGGCAAGGGUCUGCACCACAUGAUCUGGACCAGUGGAGGAAGCCUAAAUCAAUCAGUGGUCAUCCCUUCAUCACAUUGAGAAGCUCAAGCAGCCAUGUCGACCAAAACGUCCCUGCUGAAAGUGAUCCUCCUGGGUGACGGCGGCGUGGGAAAGAGCUCCAUCAUGAAUCGCUACGUCACCAACAAAUUCGAUGCGCACCUCUUCCACACUAUCGGCGUGGAGUUUCUCAACAAGGACCUAGAAGUGGAUGGCCACCAAGUCACCUUACAAAUUUGGGACACCGCCGGCCAGGAGCGCUUUCGCAGCCUAAGGACUCCUUUCUACCGAGGCUCCGACUGCUGUUUGCUCACAUUCAGCGUCGACGACAACCAGAGCUUCCUCAAUCUGGGCAACUGGAAGAAGGAGUUCAUAUACUACGCAGACGUCAAGGAGCCGGAGAAGUUCCCUUUUGUGGUGCUGGGCAACAAACUGGAUGUGAGCGAGAGACAGGUGACCACAGAGGAGGCCCGGCUGUGGUGCCAGGAGAACGGCGACCAUCCAUAUUAUGAGACCAGCGCCAAGGAUGCCACCAACGUGGCGGUGGCCUUCGAGGAGGCGGUUCGCCGGGUUUUGGCAAUGGACGAGCGGGCAGAGCACCUCAUCCCUACGGACACGGUCAAGCUUCACAGAAAGCCUCGCUCUGCUGCCACCUGCUGCUCUUAAUAUAAUAAAUAUUGCUGUUCAAGUGAUGAGGCUGUAUUAACAAUGUGUUCAAACUUCUAACAUAUUUGAUUUGUUCUGUAUGGGUUUGCUUACAGAUGGGGUCAGUUAAUUAGGGGAAGCACUAAGUGUGUCUUACUGCAAAUAAACACGAAAAGCACUGAAUCCUUCACUCAGUUCGCAUUUUAAGAAUGGAUGCCAUUUCAUUGUAGCUUUGUCUGGGUACCCAAAAUAUACCAAUCUGUAGAUGAGUGCAAUUAUGUGAUGAUAUUGUUAAUAUUUAAAUUUGCAUUCAUUCCUAUCGUUUAGCCAGAUGUUACUAACAACAUUGAUUUUUGACAGUUUGCAAAUGUUUUUGCCUUGUAGAUUAAUUAUUGCUAUGCUAACGGCACAGAUGCACCGGAAUUGAGAUAAACAUUAAAACUGGAAACUUGUAUUUUAUUUAAGCCCUAAUACCAGAAAUUCAGAGAAUUUUGGGUAGAUUGUUUAAGAUGUUUAGCGUGAUUUUUUUUUUUUUUUUUUUUUUUGAUACACUUUACAGUUGAAGGUAUUUUUCAAGGUGAAAUCAAAUGCUCAUUUGCGUUUGUUAUACAUGUGCCAAACAAAAAAAUAAAGCAUCUGGGAAUCUGU
Molecule: messenger RNA, 1396 nt
Organism: Corythoichthys intestinalis (scribbled pipefish)
Lineage: Eukaryota; Metazoa; Chordata; Actinopteri; Syngnathiformes; Syngnathidae
Gene: rab9a
Product: RAB9A, member RAS oncogene family
Exons: 2
Coding region: 161-769 (202 amino acids)
Biological process (GO): retrograde transport, endosome to Golgi; Rab protein signal transduction
Cellular component (GO): lysosome; late endosome; phagocytic vesicle
Molecular function (GO): GTP binding; GTPase activity
Source: RefSeq, a predicted model, not a curated record